AUACGUCAAUCAAGCCAUGCGGAAAUUCUUUAGCACCUCACACGAACUGUCCACAACGUAACAACAUCGGAACGCGUCCAUUUCCACUACUAACUCAAGGCCUAACUCAUACAGGAUGGCAAUAGCGUUCUUUAAAUUUGCCUCAGCACUUUUUACUCGGGUGAUAUUCUUCGUGCAUGGUUUCGUAAGCGUGUAUUUAGUAUGGCUCAGCAAGAACAAAGACUCUACAUAUUGGUGGCUAUCCACUGGCCUUGUGUUGCUAUUUUUUGAAACGAUCUAUACCAUCCUUAUGCGCAAAGGGAAGGAAUACAAAUAUUUCUGGCCCAGCAGUCUCCUAUACAUGGCUACAGUGCUACCGUCCAUAUGGGUGGCUGAGAUGAGCAUACUGCAUGCCAAGCAGACAGACCCUAAUUGUGAAUCAAACUCUGCCAGCACUGUAUACGCACUUGGUGGAGGGAUUGUCUUCAAGACUGAUCGAGAUACGCUUACACAAAAGUGGUCCAAGUUGGGUCUUAUACUUGUCAUUAUUGUGGCACGGUGGCUUCUCCCACGUGGUGAGCUCACCCGUGACCAGUUAUCAACACUUCUAUUGGUCUACGUUGCUAAUGCAGCUGAUAUCAUGGAGCUGUUUGAGUUGUUUGAUGACGAGCCAUUGCUAUGGUGCAAGAAGGGCGUGGCAGAGUCAGUACUCGUCACAUACACCUGGUGUUUCAUGCAGUUCACACUCGUCUUCACGGCUACAGCGAAAUCUGAGCCUGACGAAGUAACAAAACAGGCAAAACCUGACGAAUGGAAAACGCCCGGUAUCGAUAAGACAAUGCCCAAGUACAUUCGCAAGAUGAUCAUGAGAAAACGAAAAGAGAAAGUACAACGUAUCAACAGAAUAUUCAACACAUCGCGGGAAAUCCCAGGCGAGAACACCGACAAAGAGAAACCCAUAGAGCUCAUAAGCUACACCAGGCGGAAACGCAAGCGCUACUCCAUUCAAGAUACAGUGCAGAACGUGGUGGCGGUACAACGCGAAGUUCGCCGGGAGGAAGAAAUCAUCGAGGAGGUGAUUAAAGAGAAAGAGAAAUUGCGGCUCCAUGGAGACUUGUAUUCAAUUCUCACCAUCAUGUUAAUGCAAGACGGGCCUUUCCUUGUACUCAGACUUGUAAUGCUUGUACAAUUCCGAGUAGAUUCCGAGAUGCAUCUGUUCUUCACGGGAAAAAACGCGAUGGCGCUGGCCGUACUCUUUUACAGACUUCUAGUGUUGUUGUACGAUAGCAAAGAGGAUGACGACGAAGACGAAGGGGGGGAGGGUGGGGACAGGGACUCUGUCGCCACUGUGUCAGACACUAAGUCGGUAAACAGCAAUACUAAACUUGCGACGUCUGUAGUGUAAGCAUAUCAUUGAUGGAGAUUACACCAUUUUGUAUGGAAAUCGCCCUUGUAAAUUACCACGUGAAUCUAGAAUAGCAUAUCGUAUUUAUUUUCUAUAGAGCGGUCAGAGCGGUUUGACCAAAUAGUGUUUUGGACAGAGUAAGUUAUUAUUUUAGUUAUCAUUAAUAGCUAGGGUAUUUUGAAAAUCUCAUUGUAUUUUUUAUAGUGUACAAAGAUUAAAGUUAUUUUCCUUUUUUUAAAAAAAAA
This is a messenger RNA of Nematostella vectensis (starlet sea anemone), 1629 nucleotides long. Its product is annotated as transmembrane protein 26. The transcript has 5 exons. NCBI's taxonomy places the organism in Eukaryota, Metazoa, Cnidaria, Anthozoa, Actiniaria, Edwardsiidae. The record is from RefSeq and is a predicted model, not a curated record. Bases 116 to 1384 code for a protein of 422 amino acids.